AUGCUCAAGCACGAACUCGGCAGGAAGUGGCGCGACAUUCCCUGGCAGGAGGUCCUUGAGAAGAACGUCCAUGCAGACAAGUACUUUAUGCGAAGUGGCUUGAUCCGAAAGGACUUGUUGCCGUUGUAUGCCGCCGAGCACAUGCCGCGGACCUUUGUCGUGUCGUCAAUGGAGGACGUCAAUCAGAUCAUCCAUUUCAUGGAGGAAGAGGACAAAUGCUCAGCGAACGACUUGUGGGUGUUGAAACUGAGCGACUCGAGCAAUGCGUUUGGUAUUCACUUCUUCCAUCGCACCGACGUCGCGUCCAUGGCGCCCAUCCUUGGCGACGGGCAAACCCGCGUCGUUCAAAAGUACGUUCAGUCGACACUCCUCGACGGCAAGAAGUUCCAUCUCCGAGUCCUCGUCCUCGCCGUGGGUCACUUGGACGUGUACGUGUACGAUCGAUGCCGCGUGCUGGUGGCGUCGGCGCCGUUCUCCGUCGAGGCAUUGGACAACUCCCUCGUCCACAUCACCAACAUGGGCAUCAACCAAGCACGCAAUGCGCAGUACGACGCCGCCGCGCAAAACCGGCUUUUGUCCGACGUCUUCCCCGCACAUAUUGUGGCCAACGUGAUGGACCAAGUCCAUCGCAUCUCCAGACACAUGUUUCGCGCUGUCGGGAGCAACCGACGCCACUUUUUCAGCGUGUCCAAUUGCUUUGAGCUGUUUGGCGUCGAUUUCAUGAUGGACGACCACUCGCGUGUGGUGAUGCUUGAAGUGAACCCAGAUCCGUCCCUAGCCAUGUUUCAUGACGGGGGGAUGUCGGGCCAGGACAGCUGCAUCCUUCCGCCCAAUGUGCUCGUGGACGGAGUGCCGCCGUCGUUUGUCCAAGUGUACUCUCGGGCUCAAGACAAUGCGUUUCGAAUGCUCAAGCAACCGCAGCGCUCGUCGAGUGUGUAUUCUGCCACAUGCAAAGAUCACACAGCAUAA
This is a messenger RNA of Aphanomyces astaci, 969 nucleotides long. RefSeq lists its product as hypothetical. Gene Ontology annotation, molecular function: tubulin binding; tubulin-glutamic acid ligase activity. The transcript has 5 exons. NCBI's taxonomy places the organism in Eukaryota, Oomycota, Saprolegniomycetes, Saprolegniales, Verrucalvaceae. Gene Ontology annotation, cellular component: cilium. Bases 1 to 969 code for a protein of 322 amino acids. The record is from RefSeq and is a predicted model, not a curated record. Gene Ontology annotation, biological process: microtubule cytoskeleton organization; protein polyglutamylation.